GACUGUUCUACUAACACAUCAAAAGCCUUCAUGUCCUCAGCGAGGUGACUGCACAGGCGGAUUUUCAUCAGGAAACAGGAAACACUGCCAUGAACUGGACUUACCAGUACAACUGGGACCACAUGGAUUAUUUUUGAAAAGUUAGCAUGUGCCAAGACAAUCACCUUCCUGUUGGGUUUCCCGUUAUGCUUCUCUCCUAUUUUUGUUCUGCGCCGCCAACGCUGACUUCCUGCUUUUAACCACAGGUCCAAUGGCUGUAGACUGCUCUAAACUGCAGAAACGUUUGCAAAGUCGUCGCAGCACUAUCAACUGCCUGUCAAAGGAUGGAAGAGACAAGAAGAUGUUUCCGUUUUCUCAGCAGAACGCAGUGAAAGCCUGGAGCUCUCUGGAGAACCUGGACACUCCCGAGUGCCCGGGAGGUGAAGAGAAACCCAAACAGCAACUUGACAUCAAGGUUAAUGUUGGCGGCAAAGUUUUCCACAUCCCCAAAAAGUGUGCCAUGAAAUAUCCUCACACCCGCAUCGGCGCUCUUGCAGCUAGUACAGACAGAGCCCAACUCAUCACCCUCUGUGAUGACUACUCCUUUCAAAACAAUGAAUUUUUCUUUGACCACGACCCAGCUUUUUUCCACCACAUCUGCCAUUUUUAUGCCAGCGGAGAGCUGUGGGUCAUCAAGCAAAUGUGCCCAAUCAACUUUGAGGAGGAGAUGGCAUACUGGGGUUUGAGUUUAAAGGACACCACACACUGCUGUUGUAUGAUGUUUGAGGAGAAGGUGGAUGAAAUGAAAGACAACCUGAAGGUGGAAAGGGAACUCAUGGCUGAGAUCGAGAUCAAGUAUGACGACGAGUUAUUCGAGGACAUGCUGUUUGGAAAGAUUCGGAAACGCCUGUGGAACAUCGUGGAGAAUCCCUAUUCUUCAAUUUGCGCGAAAGCGUUCAGUGUGGUCUCCAACCUCUUUGUCCUCUUUUCUAUUGUGGCAUUGUCUCUCAGCACGGUGGAUGAGCUUCAAAACUAUCAAUUUGGGGGCAGAACCCACAUGGAGUGGGUCGAGAUUAUCACCAUUGUGUUCUUUGGGUUGGAGUAUUUAACUCGCCUUUCCUCCACGCCGAACAUCAAACUCUUUUUGAAGAGUGGGCUCAACUUUGUCGACAUGGUGGCAGUCAUGCCUUAUUUUGCCCAGAUCAUCUUGGUAGCCACUUUUGGCUCAGAGGACGGGCACACACACGAAGACCUACGGACCCUGUCGAGAUUCAGCAACUUGGGUCAUGUCCUAAAAGUGGUCAAACUGCUGAGGAUAUUUCGCAUUUUGAAGCUGGCCCGCCAUUCAACUGGCAUGAGGGCCUUCGGGUUCACCCUGCGCCAAUGUUACCAGCAGGCCUCUUGCAUAUUGCUCUUCAUCGCCAUGGGAAUAUUUACUUUCUCUGCUCUCUUGCAUUCAGCAGAGAGGGAAACUGAGGGUUCUCCUAUCAGCAGUAUUCCAUACGCCUGGUGGUGGGCUGCAGUCAGCAUCUCCACUGUGGGCUAUGGUGAUGUGGUCCCUGUGACGGUCCUGGGUCGCGUCGUGGCCUUUGGCUGCAUCUCGUUCGGAAUCAUCCUGAACGGAAUGCCCAUCUCUUUCCUUUUUAACAAAUUCUCAGAUUACUAUGCCAAGCUAAAGGCGCAAGAGUACAACAUAAUCUCAGUCCAACGCCGCUUGCAGCUCAGGAGGCGCCUUCGACACAGGAUGGACACGCGUUUUCCUCUCACAGAGGAAGUGGACAGUCGUUCCCAAGCAUCCAAUGACAUUCCUCAUCCAACUGAUGGUUGAGAAGUUCAAAGUUCAAACUUGUGUUUUAAUAAAUCAGUGCCUGUACAUAUGAAAGGGAACAAAGUACUUUUCAGCAAGUGUUAUAAAAAUGAAUCCUUGGAAAUGUACAUAAAUCAUUCUGUUCAGGAUAGAUUGACAAUCGUAAUUACAAUACUACACGUCUAAUCUUUCCUCAGUUUGUACAUUAAAUUUACCUUUGUGCGACAUGCAGUAUACACAGUUAAAAAGAAAAAAAUAGCAGUGUGAUUAAAACUGUAAAGCUCCAAAUUAGUUUAAAAUAGUUCCAAAUAGUUUAAAUUUGAACCUUUCCCUGUAAGGCAAGCUUUUGUUCAUUGACACAUAGACUCUUGUUUUGAAACUCAUGCUUAUAUUUUGACAGAAGUACUGAAGAACCAGAAGUAUUGGGACUCGUAGCUGAGAGAGAGAAAAAAAGAUUGGUUCCAAUCAGUGCAUGCAGUAAGAAAUUUUAAGAAAUUCCGUGUACAAAUGUGCAGUUAAAAAUGAGUUUGUGAAGUUACUUGGGACACGCUAACGUUCAUCUUUUUAAUUGUUUUUUUGGAUGUGUUUUGUUCAGUGUUGGCACGGUGUGCAACUGGUUAGAGCGUUUGCCUCACAGUUCUGAGGACCAGGGUUCAAAUCCCCGGCCGCGCCUGUGUGGAGUUUGCAUGUUCUCUCCGUGCCUGUGUGGGUUUUCUCCGGGUACUCUGAUUUCCUCCCAAAAACAUGCAUGGUAGGUUAACCGAAGACUCUAAAUGGCCUGUAGGUGAGAAUGGUUGUUUGUUUAUAUGUGCCCUACGAUUGGCUGUCGACCAGUUCGGGGUGUACCCCGCCUCCUGCCCGCAAUUAGCUGGGAUAGAUGGAUAUUUAUUUUUUUCCGGUUAAAAGGAAGUCACUUACCUUGUUAUAAUUGUCGCUUGUCAUUUUUUUUUUUCCGUGUGUGUUGCAAAUCCACUGUACACAGUUUGAUGUGUCAACAUGGAGUCAUCUACUGUACUGUACAUUUGUUUUGUUCAUUGAAAUGACUUUUACACUGAAACCUGCCCCCACCCCCCUAACAAUUAUUCCCAUAGUCAUCUAAAAAAAAACAACCAAAAACAUGUCACAAUGAAUGCUAUCACUGGUCAACACAUGCCGUAACAACUCAGCUUUAUCAGUAUUGUAGCCCAGCACACAAUCUCAGGAAGUGGUCAGGUCAACUGAGAAAUAGCAUCACAAUGUAACUUCUUCUUGUGGCACUUCUCAGUUGCCGUUUCCCCACAAUGACUCAUUUCCCCUAAUGUGACCGCCACUCAAACAUAUUCGCCCACUGCAGCUCAUGUCUGCUGUCUAUAAAAAUAAUUGUCAGUUUUGAGAUUGCCAUCUUUCUUCAUUACGCAAACUAAAGUUGUCCCUUUUGGUUUUCCAGAGUGCGGAUGGGCCUUUGCCUCAAGUCAUCAUUUGUAAAGUUGGUUGGUUGCAAGUUUUAACCGUUCUGUGACCAAGCUCAAAACUCGACCAGUACAGUAUAACGAAUCAAGUGUCUUCUUUCAAAUAAUUUCAAAUGCCAUUAAUGGGUACCCUCGCCCCCCCCCCAAAAUGUUGUUUUUCAUAAAGAAAAAUAGCACUGUAUUGUAUAGAAACAUAUUGAAAUAGAAUGGAAAGAAAUAAACUGU
This is a messenger RNA of Phycodurus eques (leafy seadragon), 3459 nucleotides long. Its product is annotated as potassium voltage-gated channel subfamily V member 2-like. The coding region runs from base 251 to 1807 and encodes 518 amino acids. Gene Ontology annotation, biological process: protein homooligomerization; potassium ion transmembrane transport. The transcript is spliced from 2 exons. Gene Ontology annotation, molecular function: delayed rectifier potassium channel activity. Gene Ontology annotation, cellular component: membrane; voltage-gated potassium channel complex. The record is from RefSeq and is a predicted model, not a curated record. NCBI's taxonomy places the organism in Eukaryota, Metazoa, Chordata, Actinopteri, Syngnathiformes, Syngnathidae.